AUGGCAGUCGUCCCAGACAGAGGCGGAGGUGCCUGGUGGCAACGUCUACUGCAAGAACUUGCUCUCGCGGCCCCUCUGGCGCUCGGGGGGUACUAUAUGGUCAAAUACAUCCUGAGGCAAAUGAAUUUCGACCCCGAAGCGGAGCAAAGAGAACAGACGCGCCUGCAAUCAGCAGCUAUCUUGCGAAGACUAGAUGAGCCUCAACAGAAUUCCCGCGCCAAAUCUCAGAACCGGCUUCAAGAGGGGAAAGAAGAGCUACGAUUGUCGCCAUAUGAACAAGUCAUUAUACAAGAUCUGGUGUUUGCGGAAGAUAUCCCUGUAUCAUUUGAAGAUAUUGGUGGAUUAUCGGAUAUUAUAGAGGAGCUUAGGGAGUCAGUGAUAUAUCCAUUGACCAUGCCAGAUCUCUAUUCGACAUCCUCGUCAUUACUCUCGGCACCUUCUGGAGUUUUGCUGUAUGGGCAACCUGGUUGCGGGAAGACGAUGCUGGCCAAGGCACUUGCCCACGAAAGCGGAGCAUGUUUCAUCAACCUGCAUAUUUCAACCUUGACGGAGAAAUGGUUCGGCGACUCAAACAAGCUCGUGAAUGCUGUAUUUUCACUCGCGCGGAAAUUAGAACCGGCCAUUGUUUUCAUUGACGAGAUCGACGCUGUCCUAGGUACGCGUCGCAGUGGGGAACACGAGGCAAGUGGAAUGGUGAAAGCAGAGUUCAUGACCCAUUGGGAUGGGCUGGCUUCUGCCAACAAGUCGGGUCGUCCUCAACGGAUCUUGGUUCUGGGUGCGACCAACCGCAUCCAGGACAUUGACGAUGCGAUUUUACGACGGAUGCCCAAGAAGUUCCCCGUGUCUCUCCCCAACGCCUCGCAGCGGUUGAAGAUUCUUAAGAUCAUCCUUCGAGACACCAAAAUCGACGCCCCGAAUUUAGAUCUGGAGUAUUUGUCAAGAAUGAUGGCCGGGAUGUCAGGAAGUGAUAUCAAGGAAGCAUGUCGAGAAGCAGCAAUGACCCCCGUUCGUGAGAUGAUUCAACGCCAAAGGCAGAGUGGACAGCAAAUGGAGCAUAUGAAGCCCGGUGUUGUUCGAGGCCUCCGAACGAGCGACUUCUUCAUCAAACCGUCGGCGAGCGAUCGGAUCAAGCCCGUGGAUGGAGAUAAGGAUGGCAGUGAAUGGAGCAGUGCAUCAUCGUCACCCGUAGAAGACUCAAACAUGAGGGACGCUGUGGAAGAGAUCUAG
Rhinocladiella mackenziei CBS 650.93 is the source of this 1227-nucleotide messenger RNA. RefSeq lists its product as uncharacterized. The record is from RefSeq and is a predicted model, not a curated record. Gene Ontology annotation, molecular function: ATP hydrolysis activity; ATP binding. Bases 1 to 1227 code for a protein of 408 amino acids. Lineage: Eukaryota; Fungi; Ascomycota; Eurotiomycetes; Chaetothyriales; Herpotrichiellaceae. Gene Ontology annotation, cellular component: mitochondrial outer membrane. The transcript is spliced from 2 exons.